CCGUGCGAACAGCCUGACUGUGCAUUCGGGACCUGGACAUAAUAAUCAAGCGUUUCAUCCAUAAUGCGUAAUCGUGGAAACAUGGAUCUGAGUGAGAAAUCCGAGCUCAGGUGUGCAGUCAUGCAACCAGCCAGAGACUGACUUGGGGUUAUUUUUUUUGUCUGCGCUUUGCUUUGCAUUGCAUUGGUUUCCUUUUUCUCUUUCUCUCUUGCAGCAAUCAUUGUAACACAUCAGUGCGGAGUAUCGGCUUAUUUCGUUCAUGCAUUUUACUGUUUCUGUGACUAAAAACGUCCUGGUCUUAAUUCAGAAUCAGUGCAUAAAGGCAGAGAGACUGAGCGCAUUGAAACGCCGCUGCGCUCGAGCUGAUUGGAGAUUUGGGGAAAUGAUGGAUUAUGAUGACAGAUUAUAAAUUCACGCGCAGGUGAAGUGAAGUUUGGGGUAAAACUGUAAAAGACUGGACUUGUUAACGCGACUCAGGGUUACAGCUGAUGCUACUUUGUGGCACGGAGAGUCUUCUUGCACAUCUGGCUUUUCUAAUCCGAUUUGUAGACAAAACAAACCCCCAGAUGUGGAAAGAAACAUCUGCAAUGUGAUCCAAGGAAUCACCUGCGCGUCUCACGUGAUGAUGAAGGUCGGAGGGAUGAAGCUUUUCUUAUUGAAGUGCUUGUUAUUCCUGCGCUGUGUUUGGCUUUGUUUGGCUGCCUGUGGUGAGCAGGUGGAGCUUCACACGGAGAGAAGAGGAGUGAUCUACAGUCCAUCAUGGCCUUUAAACUACCCUGCUGGAGUCAAUUGUUCCUGGAACAUCCAGGGGAACCAUGGCGAGGUUAUCACUAUAAGCUUCCACAGCUUUGACGUGGAGGAUUCGGGUGGAUGUCGGGGAGACUGGCUGCUGCUCGGCCCCACACGGAAAGACGAGUAUCGUGUAUGCGGCUCGGUCCUGCCGCCUCCAUUCAUCUCCUCCCGAGGUGCGGUGUGGCUCCAUUUUCACUCACAGGCCAACAGCUCAGGACUGGCACAAGGCUUCAGGCUCUCCUACAUACGCAGUCGUUUGGGAGAGAGCAGCUGUGAGAGUGAUGAGUACCUGUGUGGAAACGGGAAGUGUGUGGCGCGCUCCUGGCGCUGUAACGGCUUGGACGAAUGCGGAGACAAAACGGAUGAGAGGAACUGCAUCGGCCCUCCCACGCCGGCCCGUGCCAGCCUGUGUGCCCCAGGUAUGCUGGAGUGCAGCCUCGCCCAGUCGACCCGCUGCCUGCCCUCAGCACUGCGCUGUAACGGCGUGCACGACUGCCCUGACGGCUCCGACGAGGCUCAGUGUCCCGACAUGGUGUGUGGAAAACGGCUGGCCAACUUCUACGGCAUGUUCGCCUCGCCAGAUUAUUUCCGGCCGAAUCGCAGCACUGGCACUGACCUCUACUGCACCUGGCUCCUGGACACACAGGACCCGAAGCCUCUGCUGCUGAGGUUGGACCUGCAGUUGGGAGCAGGCGACUCGGUGCGUGUGUAUGACGGUCUGGGGGAACGAGCCGAGCGUCUGCUGCAGAGUCUCACACACCACAACAACCAGCGUUCAGCCAUGCUGGAGUCGUCACAGGGGCAGAUGAGUGUUCUGUACCAUGCCAAGCCUCAUAGCCAGGGGCACGGCUUCAACGCCUCAUACCAGGUGAAAGGUUACUGUUUCCCAGGUGAGUUCCCGUGUGGUCCAGAUGAAGGCUGUUACGCUCAGUACCAGCGCUGUGACGGUUACUGGCACUGUCCGAGUGGCCGAGAUGAGGAGGGGUGCCCGCGUUGUGCCCCAGGUCAGUACCCUUGCCAGGGGGCCGGAGGUGUGUGUUACUCUGCUCACGAGCGCUGUGACAAUCAGAAACAGUGCCCAGAUGGUUCGGAUGAGAAAAACUGUUUCUCCUGCCAGCCGGGAACGUUCCACUGCGCAACGAACCUGUGCAUCCUGGAGACGUGGCGCUGUGACGGGCAGGAGGACUGCGCUGACGGCAGUGACGAGCACGAGUGCCAGGCUGCUGUGCCUCGCAAAGUAAUCACAGCGGCGCUGAUCGGCAGCAUGGCAUGCAGCUUGCUGCUCGUCAUCGCCCUCGGCUGUGCUUUCAAACUCUACUCGCUUAGAACCAGGGAGUACCGAGCUUUUGAAACCCAGAUGACUCAGCUGGAGGCGGAGUUUGUUCAAAGAGAAGCUCCGCCCUCAUACGGUCAGCUGAUUGCUCAGGGUCUCAUCCCACCUGUGGAGGAUUUUCCUGCUUAUAAUCCUGCUCAGGUGUCCGUUCUGCACAGUCUCCGCUCCGCCAUGCGGAGACAGAUGAGGCGUCAUUCUUCCCGUCGUAUGGCAUCACGUCGCAGACUGGGCCGGCUUUGGAGUCGCCUGUUCCAGCGAGGGAGUCGACUGCGUGGUCAUAUACUCCUGCUUACCCCACCUGGGCGCGCACACACUCCCUCACAGACGCACCCACUGCCGUCUGGUCACGCACUCGUCAGCUCUCGGAUUGGGAACAGCAGCCACUGUGGUGUAGAGGGGCAGAGCGGCGAGUGGGUGGACCUGCAGGCUCACGCCGAGGCUCUGUGCUUAGCUGAAAGCGGGUCACCUGCGUCGUCCCCCUCGUCACCAGCCCUGCCGCGCUCCACCUCAGACACACUUGAGGACGAAGACGACGAGAAUGACGACGAGAACCCUAACCGAGCGUCAGGUCAUAGGCCCAGAGAUGAGCGGAGAUCACAUGGAGCCCCACGUCGACCCUCACGUCUACCUUUUCAAUCACGAGCAUCCAGAAGGGUCGUCCAGGGACUUGCCGCUGAACUGGGAGCCAUGCCAUUGACACGCUACUCUGUACUGGGAAUCUCUCCUCUGUCCACGCCGGAUUCUCUGACAUCAUCUAGCAGCCAGAACGAAGACGAAGUGUAUUUACCGACACACACAGACGUCUGCUCAAACGCUCGCUCUGAGUCACACACUGACCCCAACACACACUCAGCAGUUAGAGAUAAAAGCGUAAAGAGAUCCGGGAUUCAGAGUGCAGACACGAGCAGCGACGAAGACGAGAGCGUCAUUCUGUUCAUGCGCUAAAGGGCCUUAUUCAUCCUGUUUCAAACUUUAUAUAACACAAAUGUUGCUCGCAGAAUGUGUGGGAAAAGUUUACCAAUGACCGUACAACACGGAUUACGUCUAUGGUGACAUCGCUCUUAUUAUAUUCGUAACACUGUAGAUUGAAUCUGUUUAUAUUUUUCAGGCAGAAGUAACUGUGAGGAGACGAGUGUGUGUAGGCGUAGCCAGGGUUUCACUCGGGGAAAGUGUCUGGGUCAC
Molecule: messenger RNA, 3307 nt
Organism: Tachysurus vachellii
Lineage: Eukaryota; Metazoa; Chordata; Actinopteri; Siluriformes; Bagridae
Gene: lrp3
Product: low density lipoprotein receptor-related protein 3
Exons: 8
Coding region: 623-3070 (815 amino acids)
Cellular component (GO): plasma membrane
Molecular function (GO): protein binding
Source: RefSeq, a predicted model, not a curated record